This is a messenger RNA of Astrephomene gubernaculifera, 1399 nucleotides long. The record is from the annotation of a GenBank genome assembly. NCBI's taxonomy places the organism in Eukaryota, Viridiplantae, Chlorophyta, Chlorophyceae, Chlamydomonadales, Astrephomenaceae.
AGGCCAUAUAACUGUAGAGCAGAACGUUUCAUAAGACUUAGCAAGGAGGUAAAUAGGUAUUAAGACUAGGCACAACCUUCUACUGGCAACCCCUCCUGCAACUGUGGACAGCGUGUCCAACUUCUUUCCUGACACUUAUUGCUAUCUGCGCAAAAUUAGUUUAAGCCUAUUUUUUCUUAUAUUCUCUGCCUAGGCAAGCCUCGCUUAGCCGAAUCGAGAUGACAUACAUUAACAGCAAGGGCAAGGUCCUUGACAAUCGGUCGCCAUGGAGUAUAGACGGUAUUAAGCACUUCUUCCUUGGCAUUUGGAUGAUUAUUGUAGCAUUUUCACAACCCCCGGCCCAAUUGCCUCCUCCUUUUGCCAGUUUCGCCACCAUGGCCUCCCGCUCGGCCCAUGAAGACUACCGGACGGCAGCCCACAAGAAGAAGGACCCACCUAGCGGCAGCGGCGGUGGUGGUGGAGGUGGUGGUGGCAAUGGCGGAGGUCGCCCACGCAUUGUGGGCCUCAGCAACCUCCAGACAGAUCCCCGAACGGGCAACAUGGGCGGCUGCCCCGGAGGUUGUUGUGGCCGUUAGAUUGGCGGCGCGGUAUGGGAAGCCCACCCAUACCAGGCGGGCAGCAUGAGAGUAGGCAGGCAUGAAGACCGUUAGUGUUCACAUUGUGUGCACAUGGAACUGCUUGUGGACCUCGGGUGCGGGAAACCAACUGGGUGGGGACGGGAGCGGGGUAAAGGAGAAUGGAAAUGAAGCGCACCUGAAGGACCGGGGGGUAGGGCAUGAGGCGGUGGAAGCAAGAGGGACCUGGAGGUCAGCGAGGGGCGUGGGCGCGGGGUUUGGGUGGAUGGGUUUGGGUAGCGGUGCUGGUGGCGCUCGGGAGGAGAAUAGGUGGGGCUGCGUUGGACUGCUGGUGUCCCGAGGAGCCAGAUGCGUGCUGUAGGGAUGUAAAUGCUGCUGCUGUAACUGCUGUACGCCACCUCGAAGAGGAGGACAGAUUGUCGUACGGCGACUGGGUGCUGGGGGGGGCCAAAGCGCUUUAAAAGCCGGUUGAAUUGGGAGGGGCCCGGCCAUGGGAGCGCGAGCUGGUGGGCGAGAGUCCGCUGGGUGGUCUCUAGGGUUUCCUGGGUGGUCUUUAGGUUACCGAAGUGAUCACGUCUCUGUAUAGAAGCCUGUAAAUAUCUGUGAUCAAUUUCAUGGUUAUGUGCGUUCUGAUGUGCACGGUCGGAGGAUUAUGUACAUGGCUGGCCAGACAGCCCAUCACCGGCUUCCGGGAGGGAAGCGGGAGUAGACAUCGUAGCACGGCCGUGAUGGAGGCGUCCGCGAGGGGAAGGGCCGGGACCUGGAAGGCAAACAUGUAUGCUAAAACACGCCUGGCCGCAAGAUUGUAACAAAUCAUGGCAAAA